Molecule: messenger RNA, 645 nt
Organism: Iphiclides podalirius (scarce swallowtail)
Lineage: Eukaryota; Metazoa; Arthropoda; Insecta; Lepidoptera; Papilionidae
Source: the annotation of a GenBank genome assembly
AUGAGUCUGCUUCAGUUCGUAGCUGAUGAAUUCCAUGGGGUGGGCGCCGACGGGAUUCCCGGGGAGAUCGUGGGCGUGGAGCCUGCGCCGGCCAGGGCUCGUGAGAGGGACCUAAGGGGUCGCGAGAGGGAGACCAGCCUUCUCCCUCCCAGGACACACACCCGAGGAAGAGAUGGAGAGGUGGAGCUAGCGGAUGAGCCCUCCCCGGCCGCGGUGCCAGUCGUAAUGCCUGUCAACGGAAUCGCACACAGACUUGCUAGCCCGAAGGCGGAAGUGAUAAAGGUGCGCGGAGCACCAACGCGACCAGCAAUUCUCUGGGUGGUUGGCGGCCCUGGUAGCAACAAAGCGCAACUAUGUCAAAAGGCGGUGGCCCAGCGUCAGGGCUGGACGCAUUUCAGUUUGGGUCAGCGCCUGCGGGCACUGGCAGACUCGGGCGGUGGGCCGGCAUCUGACGGCGCGCUCUCCCGCGCUGCCGUCGGUGGCGGUGAGCUCGUCGCCGCCGAGCUUGUCGCGCGCUUGGUGCGCUCGGCAACCGGCGAUGCGGUGCGCAGCGGCCACGGCCUCGUUCUUGACGGGUACCCGCGCGACCUGGAACAGCUGGACGCGUUUCAGAAAGAGGUAGCUUCAUGCCAAAUUUUAAAGACU